UCGCGGGAAUUGAAAUCAUUGAUUUUGAAAACAAAGAUCUUUGUCUGAAAAAAUAAACAAACCAUUUACAUUUUAUUUUGACAAAAUCAGCACUUGUCCUAUCAUGCCACCAAAGAAGAGAGGUGCUGGAGAAACAAAUGGAUCGGGAAAGAGAAAGAAGAGGAAGAAUACUGACGAUUUCGAGGAGUUUGAUGAUGAAGAAGCAGUUGAUAAUUCUGCGACCGGCGAUGCCAUAGAUCAUAAAGACGGCGACACCACUGAUUAUUCGGAUGUCAAACUAGAAGGUUCCAUGUUAAGUGGAGAAGUCUUGUUUUGUGGUGGAACCAACUGGGACUUGAUAGGAAGAAAUAAACUACCAAAGAAUGCCAAAGGAGGUGGCCCUAACCUUUGGUGUCCACAUAGAUUAGCCAAAUUGUUAGGAGUGAAAAUUCGAACUGUAGCUUCAUCCACUGGUUGUUGUCAUUGUGCUGUUAUAACAACAGAUGGCAAAGUAUUGACUUGGGGGAGGAAUGAAUCAGGACAACUUGGACAAGGGAGCACAGAUAGAGUUGAUAGCCCUACAGUAGUAUCAGCUUUAGAAGGUCUCAAUGUUAUAGAUGUGGCAUGUGGAAAACAACAUACAUUAUUUGUCACAGAAAAAGGUGUUGUGUAUAGUUGUGGUGAAAACAAAUAUGGACAACUUGGACUUGGUCAUCAGAGUUGUAAUGUGUACACACCCACAAAGAUCUCAUUUAAUGGACCACCAAUAAAGAAAGUGGCAGCAGGAGGAGACUUCAGUAUGAUGAUCGACAUCAGAGGAAACCUCUACUCAUUUGGUUGUCCAGAGUAUGGACAGUUAGGACAUAACACAGAUGGUAAAUUCUUUGUCACUAGCAAUAAGUUAUCGUUCAAAUGUGAGUUAUACCCCCGUAAAGUGAACGUCUUCAUUGACAGAGACAGAGAUAAUCGUAUUGUACCUGUAACAGACGUAGAACUCAGAGAUAUUGCUUGUGGACAUAACCAUUCGGUGGCAUUAGAUGUAAAGAAGAGAAUAUUUACCUGGGGCUUUGGUGGUUAUGGUCGAUUAGGUCACAGUGAACCAAAAGAUGAAAUGGUACCAAGAAAACUAGGCUACUUUGAUGGACCAAAUAGAGGAGCUAAACAAGUAUAUGCAGGAUCGACAUUUUCUCUAGCAGUCAGCGAACAUGGGGCAUUAUUUUUAUGGGGCCAACAGAAACCAACAGGAGAAGCUGCUAUGUACCCUAAACUUGUUCAAGAUCUCAGUGGCUGGAGAAUAAGAAGCCUUGGUUGCUGUAACAAAAGUAUAGUGGUUGCUGCUGAUGAUAGCUUAGUUGCAUGGGGACCAAGUCCAACCUAUGGUGAAUUGGGUUUUGGAGACACCAAAAAAAGUUCAUCUUGCGCUCAGGAAGUAAAAACCCUUGGGAAUAUUUACAUUCACUCAGUGGCUUGUGGUUAUGGACAUACAUUAAUGAUUGCUAGAAACGAUACAGAGGAUGAGAAAAAUGAGAUAGAAAAAAUGGAUGUUUAUACUCCAUAACUGUAGUUGUAUGUCUAUAAAUAGAUCAGGAAAAUUUAAUAAUGAUCUUCAAUUGGAGGUUAACCUUUCACAGGGUAUUAAAACAACAUAUGUACCAGUUAUUUGGAAAUUUUCAUAUUUUUUUUAAACAUAUUGUUGAAAAUUGCAUAAUGUUGGACACACAAAGUGCUUAGUACUAUGAUAUAAUAUACAAGAUGAAAUAUUAUGGCCUUAAAACAGUAAUGCUCCAGGUGGGGGUUAGAAUUCAAAUUUAAAAAUAGAUUCUGAUACAUACAAAAUUUAGCAAGAAGAAAAUCUCCAUAUUAUGUUUUAGUAAGGAGCAUAUGAUUGGUUAAAUAUUAUUUGACAUUAUUACAUGUGUAUAUGUUUAUUACAGAUUAAAUGAAUUAUAUAAACCAAAUUAAAUGAAUUUUUUAUUGGCAUACUGCUGUUUUAAACCUUUAAUCAUUUCUUGCAAAUAAAUUGUUAAGGCUCGCCAGUAUAAAAAGUGAGAAUUAUUUUAUAAAGUAAUAAUGAUUAAAAAAAUCUAUAGAUGAGAAAGCAAAUUUGUCUUAUAUUUAUAGGGUGAAGAAAACAAAAAGAAAACCAUAAAAAUCAGGAUUAAAUUAGUAUUUUGUUUUUAUCUACCUCUGUCAUUUCCACAUAUUAUAUACAUGUAUAAAAUUUUCUGUGAUCAUGCCAAAAAAUCAAAUUUUGUAAAUUCAUUGUUGAUACCUAACAGCUUUACAUUUGAUAAAUUUGCUGUUUCAAUAUCCAAUGCAUUCUGGGUAAUACUGACAAAAAUCUACCCUAAAAUGUUACAAUUGGUUGAUAAUGUCUUGAACAAUGGAUAUUCCACUCAUGCCGUAUGUACAAGGAAUUUACUCAUAAUUCUUCAAAUUCUGAAACAGUUAUUUACUUUUAAGGAAUCUGUACCAUAAUCGAUCACACCAUCCCUAAAUACAUAAAGAUGUAAUUGCAUAAUUAUCAAUAUUACUGGUAAAUAUCAGAAUUUCUUGGUAAACUAAAGAAAAAGCAUAUAAAAAGUGUAUUUGGAUAGAAUGCCUGUACAUGCAAUGAACUUGUCAUAUCAUAAUAAUUCUGAAUAUUCUUGAUAUUCUCAGAUAUUACUGUUAUUUUCAUUGUGAUGUAUUCUCCACUGAACUUCAAGUAACAGACAGUAAAUCAGUUAAUUAUUGUGGUACAGAUGUCUCUUAAUUGUGACCUAUUUAGCAACGAACUUCAUCCAAUACUUAUAGUAUUGAUGGAACCUACUAUUAAAAAGAUUGAAAAGUUGAAUUAUGCAGUGACUAAUUUGAUCAAAAAAUUUACUUGUGCAAUAUUUAAUUACACUUCGUAGAAACUGAGAUGAAGUAUAAAUUUUAGCUUACAUGAUCAAAAUUUGUUCAGAUGUAUUUUCUGUAAAUCCAAGAUUCCUCCCAUUGCAGUGUAAUAAAUUCUGACAAGUCUCAUCUUCAGAUUCAUGAACACAUAUAAUAUGUUGACCUCCAUCCAUUGUAUUUCAUUGUAUAUGAAUCAUAUCAAAUUUAAACAAUUAUAUUGUUCUUGUUGUAGAUUUUUGUUUUCACUUUACAAUAUUUGUGAAAAGAGUUUUAUUUUUUGUGUUAUAGAACAGUUCAGUGAUUGUAGAUUGUCUUAUUCCAUGUAUGGUUAAAUCUGUCUGAAAAUAUUCAUUAAUUGAUUAACCUGUUUCAACAAAUUGUCUGUCUAUUAUGAAUUAAAUGCUCAGUUUUAUAGGGAUUUGGUUUAGAAAGAUUUGACAGUAUUAAAGUCUUACUUAAAAUCAGGCAGAUUAAAAGCAUACAAAUUUACAUCAAGUUUAAAUCACAGUAAUGAAGUACUUAUUAUUUUGGUAAAAUGCAACAUAAGGGGUGAUAACUCAGUAUUAAAAUACUGUAAUACAAUACUCUCAUUACAACUCAUUUUACAAAGAAUCUUACUAGCGAAAAUACUCUUUAUGAGCAUUUCAGUAUUAAUCUUAAAAUUUUUUUGUGAAAAAGGUCACUGUUCAAGAUCAAAAUCUUAUGGAAAGUAAGAUGAGUUUCCUCAAUUCUAUUUAUAGAUUUUUUGAGACUAGCACUUAAGGACACAGUUAGUACUUACCAUUCCACAAAAAAAAAAAAUAUUGUGUUGUAAUGACACUUCUCAAUACUUAGAUGCUACUGUGUGUAACAUUCAGUCUAGAAGAAUUUCAAAUUGAAAUGAUUGUGUACAAUUUACAUUUAGAGAAAGUGGGUUUUAUAUUCACAGAACAAAACAUUUUUAUGAAUUUGUACUAAUUAGUUUUCUUGCAUUUUAUGUUAACUUUAUGUAAAACAAAACCGACAAAUUUGACCAAUAAUUCUUUUUGCAAUGUAUCCCUUGUGGCACUGUAUUUGCCUUUUAGGUAAAAAGUUAAAUAAGACUUGCUGUUGAUUCAUUAAUAUUAAUGGGAUACUAUAUUAUUACAAAUUUCAGUGGAUUUUGUGGGUAGAGGAAAACCAUAAACUUAAACGUUAGAAAAAAUUCAAAUUUUUAAUUUCUUUUUAUAGAAAAAAAAAUGAUGAACCAUGACAUAGCAUUUUCUUCUCCAACCACGAAAAUUGAUACCAAGGAAAAUAACUGAAUCCUCAUAAUCCACCUUCUGGCAGAAACAGAAAAAUACAUAGGUAUACUCAAUAAUUGAGCUACAGAUUUUUGUCCAAGAAUAUGUAGCAGAAAGUUAUUAAAGAAUGUUUUUUGAAAAAAAAAAAAAAAAAUGCUGAAAAUUAAUUAAUAGGAUAUUUCUGACAGAGGGGAUAAGUCUUACCGAUUCUCUUACAAAAGGAUCAAAUACAGCCAAGCAGUGCAACAAGAGAAACUUUGCAAACGUACUAUCAUAUACGCAUAAUCAACUGUCAUGUAUUCAUUUUUGGGGAUACAAUUUUUUUUACUUUAUUCAGAUAUUGUAAUGAAAAAAAGUUUGAAACAACAAAAAUCAUUUUUGUAUCUGUUUGUUUCAAUUCAAAAUCAUUUGUUUUAAUUCUGUAUCAUUGUGUUUCAAUUUUGAUAUAAUUUGAUUCAAUUCAAUAUCAUUUUGUUUCAGUUCUGUAUCAUUAAGUUCUGUGUCAUUUAGUUUCAGCUCUGCAUCAUAUUUUGAGUUUGAUUUUCCUAUCACCUGUCAUUAUUUGUUAUAGUGCAAUACAACAAUUAAUAAAGAUCUGAACUGUA
This is a messenger RNA of Mytilus californianus (California mussel), 4726 nucleotides long. Its product is annotated as protein RCC2-like. The record is from RefSeq and is a predicted model, not a curated record. NCBI's taxonomy places the organism in Eukaryota, Metazoa, Mollusca, Bivalvia, Mytilida, Mytilidae. Bases 104 to 1537 code for a protein of 477 amino acids. The transcript has 11 exons.